AGAUCGCGGGGACCGCGAGGAGUGUCACAGGUAUAAUUGAUUCGACGAUCGACGUUAUCGGAACGCGAAAGGUAUGGCGUUAUUCUCCGGUGGCGGCAGCGGUGCCGGUGGUGGCGGCGGUGGACCGCCUAUUAAACCGGAAGACACCAUCCCUUCCAGGCAACGGAGCCUCAAGGAUCGGCUGCGAGAAGGAAUCACCGGCGGAUUCGCUUGGCAGAGUAAGAGUCGUAGUGUGGAUCAUGGAUUUACAGCACCCUUCGAUUUGGACGCUCUACGGAACAAGGUCGAAGGACGUUUUGAAUCUGUGGAUAAACUCUCGAGAGGAUGCUCCGACUUGGAAAUGUUAAUGGCGAUGAAAUUUGAUGGUCUAAUCAUGAUGGACUCACAGUGGGAAUACGCGGACUACGAGCCGAACAACAUUCAUAUCUACGAGAAAGAAUUUCAUGAUUAUGUUGUGUACUAUGUGGCGCAAGGAGACUCGCGGCUCUUCUCAGGCAGCUCGCAGCACUCAAGUACAGAUUCCGAUAACGAAAGCAAAGAUGGCUCCACGACACAGGAAAAGAAACAUGGCCGUGUCUCGCAGCCCAUCAAUACUAUUGCCUAUACGGUGGGUGAUAGAGACACGCUUACAUCAGUGGCAGCAAGAUUCGAUACGACGCCAUCCGAGCUGAGCAAAUUGAAUAGGCUCGGAAGUACUUUCAUUUAUUCCGGUCAGCAGUUAUGGGUGCCGGCGAAAGGAGAAGGACGUCCGGGAGGUGGAUCAACCGCAGAUGCGCCCAGUCCUGACCCUUGCCACGAUCACGAGUCUCAGGAUGACUUACCACCCGAAGAAAAAGAACUUCUGGAUAAUCUGAGACCAGUGUCACCAAAGCCAGGCCAUAUGGAACGUAUAAAAACACCUCUUGGAACAUCCAGCGUGGUUGCAGAUGAAGAUGAACAACCAUUCAGAGAAAGAUUUCUAAAAAUUAAUGUCAGGCAUAUCACAGAUGGUCAGGGUGUAGUCGGCGGUGUGCUGUUAGUUACACCAAACGCAGUUAUGUUCGAUCCAAACGUAUCUGAUCCUCUUGUUAUCGAGCACGGUGCUGAAUCUUAUGGAGUGAUUGCUCCCAUGGAAUUCGUAGUCAACGCUGCGAUUUAUUACGAUAUCGCACACAUGAGAGUCUCCCAUACCGAAUCCGGACAUUUAGAUAAAAAACCUGAAAUUUAUUACAUGAAAAAACCCCAAAUAGAUAAUCGUAAAUGUCAGUCUCCGGGGAAAGAUGAAAAUUUCCCUGAAUUAGCAGGCGAUGAUAGCGAAAGUGUAUGUAGUUGUGCCGAGAGAGACGGCGAUGCUUUUCCAAAGGCCUUUGAGCGAGAGCUUGUCACUCCUACCAAUCUCCAGAAUGAGGAGAAUUUAACCUCAACCAAAGAUAAAGAGAAAGAGAAAGACAGUAAUGAGAAAGAAUUUUGCACUGGCGGCCAAGCUAGUAGAACUUUAGAGGAACGCAGACGUUCCAUGCUUGACCAUCAUUGGGCAGUUCCUAGCAAAGAUCGAAGUACAUUUUCAGUUGAUGACGAACAACAAGAUUCACUAAAUUCUGAUAAGCAGGCGGAACCACCAGCUAAAUCAAAUGCUAUUCCUGAGGACGAAGAAGGAUCUCUAGUCAAAUUGUCGUGCCAUGAUUCUGGUAUCGAUAUCCGUGAUCCUAAUCCACCUAUUCCAGUAGUACAGCCUAUACCAUCAAAAAAAGUUUACUCAGAUGCCGAUAUUGUUUUAUCCUCGGAUUGGGUUCCUCCAAUAACAAUAGCACCAACGAAUGUUACGAGUACAUUGGAAGCCAGUUCUGCUAUUAAUGGCAGGAAAAAAGCCAGCUCGGUGUCCUUUAGCUUAGAGAGUAACGCAGAAGAGCCCGAAAAGGAUGAAGAACACAAAGAGGAUGAUAAACAGGAAACUCGAAAGAAUAAGAUGCUAAAACGUCUGUCGUAUCCAUUGUCCUGGAUGGAAGGUUUAACUGGAGAGAAGGAUGAAGAGAGCAGUAAAUCCAUCUCUGACAAAAUGUCAAGCCUUCCAAACAGUGCGGAUUCCCAUCAUUCCUCUGUUUUCAGCAAAGUCUUCUCGAGAAACUCUUUCCUUAUUAUUAGACAGCAACCUUUAACAUCUUCUGGCAGCAGCAGCGUUGAUAGCAGUCGAGGUAGCAAAACUUCUACGACGGCACCUCGAUUGGAUUACCGCAGUAUGGUCUCGGUCGACGAUAUGCCGGAAUUAUUUGUGAGUUUCGACAAACUGAUUCCACGACCUGCUCGUUCUUGCGAGGACCCACCGUUGUACCUGAGACUGCGAACAGGAAGACCCAAGGACAAGAAGAUACCACGAUCGACGCCAAUUAUGAGCUACGGCAAGAAGAAACUGCGUCCCGAAUACUGGUUCAGCGUGCCACGCAACAGAGUGGACGAUCUGUAUAGGUUCAUUCAUGCGUGGGUGCCGAACCUAUACGGUGAAUUGGAUGAGAACUACUGGCGAGAACGUGGCUACAUCCUGUCCGACACCGACACUGACCUGUCGCCGGAACUGUCACCCCACGAAAGCGGCGAAGGCGCGGAUUCCACGGAGGAGAACAAGGCUCGCGAUGGACAAGGUGAUGACAUCAGCGAAUUGACAAGGGAGUCCUGGGAGGUACUGUCUAUGAGCGAGGAGUUUAGGCGAGCUCUUUACGCAAACAGUGCCAUUUCUCUGGACAACGACGUUAUCAUGCCCGAUCUCAUCGGCACGACGGAAAUACUCAGCGAUGAACACAGGGAACAGCUCUGUCGUCAUCUGCCCGCGAGAGCGGAGGGCUACCAAUGGACUCUCGUCUUCAGCACUAGCCAGCAUGGCUUCAGCCUCAAUAGCAUGUAUCGAAAAAUGGCUAAGGUCGAGAGUCCGAUCCUGUUAGUCAUUGAAGACACAGAGGGAAACGUAUUUGGUGCAUUGACCUCAUGCUCGUUACACGUGAGCGAUCACUUUUACGGUACCGGCGAAUCUCUGCUCUUCAGGUUUACGCCGAGGUUCCAGUGUUUCAACUGGACCGGGGACAAUCUGUAUUUCAUCAAGGGCAAUAACGAGAGCUUAGCAAUCGGUGCUGGAGAUGGCAAGUUUGGGCUCUGGCUAGAUGGUGAUCUAUAUCAGGGUAGGACACAAUCUUGCAGUACAUACGGCAACGAGUCGUUGGCGCCACGCGAAGAUUUCGUCGUUAAAACACUGGAAUGUUGGGCGUUCAUAUAGGACACGGCCUCAUAUUCCCAGCCUGUCACUCCUUCGCCAUCACCACAGCCUAAUUUAACCUGAACUUGUGAAUCUUACGAAGAUUUCGUCUCCAAGAGAGAUUAAAGGAAAACUAACUAUUCUAAGGACAUUGUCGGAAGAGUUGAGUCGGAUCAAUAUUGUCACGACACCAAUUAACUCUAUCACCAUUUGGGGAAAUCUCGCCCAGUGAUAGACAUGAUGAUUCUCCGAGGAGAGAAAUGAAUCGUCAAUGUCCGCACGAAGAG
Acromyrmex echinatior (Panamanian leafcutter ant) is the source of this 3507-nucleotide messenger RNA. RefSeq names its product TLD domain-containing protein mustard (gene mtd). The record is from RefSeq and is a predicted model, not a curated record. NCBI's taxonomy places the organism in Eukaryota, Metazoa, Arthropoda, Insecta, Hymenoptera, Formicidae. Gene Ontology annotation, biological process: response to oxidative stress. Gene Ontology annotation, cellular component: nucleus.